This is a messenger RNA of Athene cunicularia (burrowing owl), 1101 nucleotides long. RefSeq names its product membrane anchored junction protein (gene MAJIN). The transcript has 10 exons. The record is from RefSeq and is a predicted model, not a curated record. Gene Ontology annotation, cellular component: nuclear inner membrane. Gene Ontology annotation, molecular function: DNA binding. Gene Ontology annotation, biological process: meiotic attachment of telomere to nuclear envelope; homologous chromosome pairing at meiosis. Bases 8 to 817 code for a protein of 269 amino acids. Lineage: Eukaryota; Metazoa; Chordata; Aves; Strigiformes; Strigidae.
GAGAAAGAUGGCGUUGAAACCAUGUACCUAUCCAUUGCCUGAAACGAGGUUUCUCCAUGCAGGCAGGCUCGUGUACAAAUUUAAAAUCCGGUAUGGCAACUUCAACAGCGCUCCUGAUCUCCACACCACUGAAAGUGCUGUCAAGGAGGUAGAGGAGGCGAUUCGAGUAAUUCUUGGAAAUCUGGAUGAUUUACAUCCAUUUUCUACAGACCACUUCACUAUCUUUCCAUAUUUGAGUAAAUGGGAGAGAGUAUCGGAGAUGAGAUUCAAACAUGAGAAUGUCCAUCUCAUGCCUUAUCCCUACAUCUGCACUAUGUAUCUAGAGCUCAACUCGUUUCAGCAAAACUUAUCUUGCGGUAAAGAAGUUAGCAAGGGCAGUGAUGAGCUUGUCAAGGGUAGAAAUGCAGUAUCAGAAAGUACUUCAGUAGAAGAAAUGGUGAAGAGGAGAAGAGUGGAAGUCCGAGCAGAGACCUCAUGCCCACAGUUGGGUACGGACAGGACUGGAGCAGAGUGUGUUCACCAUGUGAGUAAAGCAAAGCAUGGAUUUGAAAGGAAUCCCUCCCAAGAAAGUGAGUGUCAGUGGAGUCCAGUAUCCCUUCGUGUGGGCUGCAACCAAGUGAACUUCUGGGGACCUGUGGAGUCUGGCCUUGGACAUGGAACAGCAGCUGGUCAGGCUGAGGGUGCAGUGCAGCCACUGCAGCAGAUGGACCACAGGGCCAACAAAGGCAGUGUGGAGUCAGGAGGAAGUGGUCUAUCCAGGUUCUGGAGAAGCAUAAUCUUUUUGCCACUACAGCGUCUUUUUGGUGGAAAGAACUGACCUGGAACUGCUAAGUGUUGUGGAAAGGUAAACUUGUAGCAUGAAGGUUGGGUUGUAUUGUGUCUUUUGUAAUUCAGCUUUUCACAUUGUUUGUCUCAGCUACAAAAUCUUUAAAUUAAGGUCUACUUUGUUUCCAUUUCCAAAUUAAUGUCUGAAAGAUGUUGGGUUAGAAUGCCUUUUUCUUCAUCACCUGGAGUUUCUGGAAAAUAAGCUUUAAGAUUUUGAUGCUUGAGCAUCAUAAACUGUGAAUUUUACAUUUAAGAACUGUUAGAUAAGAUUCUAAU